UUGUUGGUGUGUCUGCUGGGGUCUGUGUGAGUGUGUGCAGCUCGGUGCGUGUAGCCCCAGGCUUCGAGUCCUAGUGCGAUACAUCAAUGGCUGGUGCAUGGUUGCAAGCACUGCUGCACUCAUUGCUUUAAUGUUACACAUUAAACGGCCAGACAUUGCUGGAGUUCUCCCAUUCUAACGACAUCGAUGGCGGCGCCGGGGCGGAAAUGAAGAUCAAAAUGGCAACCCUGUGGGUCCAGGUUAACUUCCGGUCCAGUCUUCCUUGGCACUUCCGCCGCAGCUUGCCGGACCGCAACCUCACACUCUGGGUGUUCAGAAUAAACCGACAGCUUCCUGCUAACGCUACCCGCUUACAUGAUAAGGAGUUUGCCGAGAGCACCGAGAUGUCAGCUUCGCUGCCGACGAAGCUCUCGACCCUGGGCUGGCAGAAGUUCGACUUGACGGCGACCGUGCGUCAGUGGUACGAGUCGCGGUCCUCGCUCAAGGAACGCCUUCGUCUGCUCGUCGACUGUUCUGGCUGUAACGAGCACGUGGAGGCCAAGUUGUUCCCGAAGCUGCCGCCCCUCGGCUCGAUGUCAUCCACAGCCCAUCACUUUGGCAGAGGCCGGCCCAACUCGUCCCCUCAACUGAACUACUCCUCUGAGACGCAGCCUCCGUUCCUCGUGAUCCACACGGACCCCAGCGUCACCAAGCGGGUGCGCAGAAGAGCACUGGACUGUGUGGGCAGUGAGCCCACUCAAUGCUGCAAACAGAGGCUCUUCAUCAGCUUCAAGAAGCUCGGCUGGGAAGACUGGAUCAUCGCGCCUCACGGCUACCACGCCAACUACUGUCGAGGUGACUGUGGCGGCAUGCACCGGACGCCCGACACCUUCCUCAACUACUACACGCACGUCAUAGAAGAGUUUCGCAAAAUGAACCCUCUGUCGGGCAUGCAGCCGUGUUGCGCACCCCUCAAGUUUUCGUCUAUGUCCUUGGUUUAUUUUGGGCCCGACAGUAACAUUAUAAAAAGAGAUCUUCCUAAAAUGGUAGUUGACGAAUGUGGUUGUCCUUAAAACCCAUGUUGGGAUCUAAAUCCCACAAGAUUAAAUGCAACAUGCAUGUGUACUGAGUGCUUGCAACCUUGUUAUUUUUGUCCAAACAAAAUAUAAACUUUAAUAUUUAGGGGAAGAAACAUUUGAAGAAAUGAACUAUUCAUACUAGAAGGUAUGCUGCCUUGCUCGUUAAUUUUUGGUGGAUUAUUUAAUGAUUACACAUGAAGACAUCAACUGAACUUCAUUUUAUGAGAAAAACACAUGUAUCACUGCAUUUUAUAACAUAGGCCUACAGUGUAAUUGUUUGUGGGCAGGUUCCGAACACUCAUAAAUGAGGUGAAAGUGAUCCUCAGGUAACUGCUCGAAAAGAACUCUCAUUCAUUACCAAUACUGAAUACAAUGGUGAACACAAUCAAAUAUUGUAAGUUAUUUUUCUGCAACAGCUUAUGUAGGUAUAUUAAAACACUGCAGUACACUCAGAUGAUAAUAUUACAUUAAUAUGCUUUCUUUAUAAACAAGCUUUUAACGAU
Messenger RNA from Bacillus rossius redtenbacheri, 1561 nucleotides. RefSeq names its product inhibin beta chain (gene Actbeta). Gene Ontology annotation, molecular function: cytokine activity; growth factor activity. The transcript has 3 exons. Lineage: Eukaryota; Metazoa; Arthropoda; Insecta; Phasmatodea; Bacillidae. The coding region runs from base 207 to 1052 and encodes 281 amino acids. The record is from RefSeq and is a predicted model, not a curated record. Gene Ontology annotation, cellular component: extracellular region.